ACCGACGUGUACUGUCUCCUCAACGCCGACCUCUUUGUCGUGGUGCGACCCGACGCGCGCGACCGGACGUUAGGGCUUGUGACACACUUGCAGCCACUGCACGCGGUCUCGAUCCAAGAGGAUGCGAUGCAUCUGCACAUACGUGGCGGCGACGACAGCAUUUGCCUCGAAUUUCCGAUGCCCGAGAUGCGCGAGCAAAUGGCCGCGCAUUUGCACGCGAUGCAAGCGCAGCAAGUGGCAAGGAAGACCGCGGCCAUCCAGACGCUGUUAACGGCGCAUGUCGUCGUCGUCUAG
Molecule: messenger RNA, 294 nt
Organism: Saprolegnia parasitica CBS 223.65
Lineage: Eukaryota; Oomycota; Saprolegniomycetes; Saprolegniales; Saprolegniaceae
Exons: 1
Source: RefSeq, a predicted model, not a curated record